ACUAGAGGCAUCACGUCCCGUCAAUCUCUUGCAACGUUGGUCUGCUCUGUGACGAUAUUGCUUCAAUUCCCCGUUGAGUCUGAGUAUUGCCAGCAGCUGCUCCUUUUCCCCCUCACAAACUCCAAGCCAUGGCGUCCGAAUCCAGGCUCUACAACAUCUCCGGCGAGACCAAGGAGCACUUGCGCAAGUUUCGCCUGACGACAUCCCGGGCGAGCAAGCCUCAAGCAGUGAUAUACCUGAUUGAUAAGACGACGCACGAAAUCCACCAGGAUGCAGACAAGGUUAUAUACACGUCCCUCGACGAGAUCGCCGACGACCUCCCCGACCAUGCCCCUCGAUUCAUCCUCCUCAGCUAUCCCUUGACCAUGCCUGACGGACGGCUAUCCGUGCCCUACGUUCUGCUGUACUACCUCCCCAUCACAUGCAACGCCGAGACAAGAAUGCUCUACGCCGGCGCCAAGGAGCUGAUACGCAACACGGCCGAGGUGAACAAGGUCAUUGAUAUAGAGUCAACGGAGGACCUGGAGGACAUCCCUGGGCAGCUAGCCUCAUAGAAAUACCAAUAAAAGAGAACGGGGACUCUCGCUUUUGCUAUGCCUG
Trichoderma virens Gv29-8 is the source of this 600-nucleotide messenger RNA. RefSeq lists its product as uncharacterized. Gene Ontology annotation, biological process: negative regulation of Arp2/3 complex-mediated actin nucleation; actin filament debranching. Bases 129 to 554 code for a protein of 141 amino acids. The transcript is spliced from 4 exons. Gene Ontology annotation, cellular component: actin cortical patch. Gene Ontology annotation, molecular function: Arp2/3 complex binding; actin binding. Lineage: Eukaryota; Fungi; Ascomycota; Sordariomycetes; Hypocreales; Hypocreaceae. The record is from RefSeq and is a predicted model, not a curated record.